AUGGAGCCGCUGCUGGGCUGGCAGUUCGAGGACUCCCUCUUCGCCCCGAGCCGGGAGCGGGGCCCGGGCGGCGGGCCGGCGCCCUGCGGCGCGAAGCACUGCGAGCCCCGCUGGUUUCGCAGCGAGGCGGACGGCGGGGAAGGCGCCGGCGGGCUAACGGCCAGCAAGUUCCGGGCGGACUGGGCCUACCGGCAGCGGGAGUUUGAGAAAGCCCUAUGUGAAUACUCAAACUGCUUACUACUCUUACCUCCCAGUAACAUUGCAAUGAGACGAGAUGUCCAAGAGGGCCAGGCUCGGUGUUUAUCUCGCCUGGGAAGGCACAAGGAGGCUCUGGAUAUUGCAGAAAAAAUGAGAAACGGUGCUACUAACACAGAUCAUUUAAUGACAGUUCUCAACCUGCAGUUUGCCAUUUACCAGGGUCUGGAAAAUGUAGAAAAAAAGAUCACGUGUCUGCAGCAACUGAUCUGCUUACAUCCUUUCAACCCUUGGUACUGGAAGUUACUUGCUGAAGCUUAUAUGAGCCUUUUACAGAGUUUGUCUCCCUUAGUCAUUCCAGAAACAAAUCUAAAUCAGUCUGAAGAGGUUAGUGUCAGUGAUAGUAGUUUCAAAACAUCAACUGGAAGAGAGAUUAAUAUGCAGCCUCACAGAUCAGAUGGCCAGAAAGAAGGCCCUUGGUCCAGCCUUGCUACAGAAACAAAGAGGGAGAAUGCAGUGACUUGUAGCAGCAGCCAAGCUGUAGAAGAAUUCCUCUGCGCUUCAGAAGAACCGGAAAGGACAGACAAAGGGAAAUGCGCAGCCUCUGAGUCCUGGGAGCAGAACAUACCGAAGAAAGUUGGGAUAAAGGCAUGUGCCUCAUUUAUUAGAGCAAGGCUUUUACUUCAGCUUACCCAGUUGCAACAGUCGUCCUUUGCACUAGAGAAUAACCUAAAAGGUCAAAAAGAGAUUGAUGGCAAAGUGGCACGACUUGGUUUCAGUGAAAACUCCUUGCUGUUGAUGACCAAGGUUAUGGGGCAGGAUCUUAUACCAGAAAAACUAAAAGAGGAAUUUCAGGGUGAGGUAAAAUGCGUAGGCCCUUCAGCACUAUCAUCAUUGGUAACUGCGUCAGCCGCAGAGUUUGAAAUCAAAUGGUUCGGUAAUCUCCAAGAUGAUUUAUGUCACUUUAACAGACAAUUCUAUUCAGAUAUAUAUCUCCCACCUUUGGUAACUUAAAGGUUUUGUUGUAUUUAUUCUCAUGUCUCCAAAUGAUUAUGGAAUGAUAUACACAAUAAAGUUCGUAUUACAUUUUUAAAGAA
Molecule: messenger RNA, 1292 nt
Organism: Gymnogyps californianus (California condor)
Lineage: Eukaryota; Metazoa; Chordata; Aves; Accipitriformes; Cathartidae
Gene: C2H8orf76
Product: chromosome 2 C8orf76 homolog
Molecular function (GO): protein binding
Source: RefSeq, a predicted model, not a curated record